Molecule: messenger RNA, 1925 nt
Organism: Solanum verrucosum
Lineage: Eukaryota; Viridiplantae; Streptophyta; Magnoliopsida; Solanales; Solanaceae
Product: putative nuclear RNA export factor SDE5
Exons: 12
Coding region: 214-1773 (519 amino acids)
Source: RefSeq, a predicted model, not a curated record
UUUUUAUUUGUCUCUCUCCUCACUCUUCUUCUUUUCUCCUUCCUUCCUUCUCCGAAAAGCUAGAGGUUGAGUCUGAAGAGUGAACAAAACCUUGUGCGGAUGGAGAGAACCGAUAACGCACUUGAUUAGAGCUACUUCGUUUGGCUCUCAUUCUCUCUGUAUCAUCGGCCAUCAAGUUUAUAUACGGUUCUUAUUUCAUCUUAUGCUGCAAGGAUGAAGAUGGAAGCACCUCCUUCAACAAUCUUGUUUACUGAUGAUGAUAGCAAGAACCUGGAGCAGUUGCUUGAUGUCUUUGGAUCUGUUGUCUCUCUCGAUGACAUUGCUGCAGCUUAUUGUAAAGCAGGUCGGGAUCCAAUUAUUGCAGGUGAUAUACUUGGAGAUCAGAAACCUAGCAGCUCCGGAACUACUAACUCUGAGUUAGAAGAAAACAUAGAGGAUUCUGUGACUCUGACUUCUGAAUUUGAGGAAGUAGGGGACUCUGUGAUAUCGACUUCUGAACCUGUAUCUGAGAUUGAUGCCAAGAGAGCUGGUCCCAGGUCAUCAAAGCAAAAAAAGUUAUCAGUGUCUAUGGGGACUGUCUCAAGCAUGAUCCCAAAAGACUAUCUGACGAAUAGGCCACUAAUUACAGAAACUUCUACGAGAAUCAAGCCACUGAAAUUAAGCGCAGAUGAUUUUUUAACCCCAGAUCUAAGGGAUGAGAAAGCUCCAUUAGGUGCUGCAGCUAUGAGUGAAACCCUGCCCAGCAGUGUAGAGGAGUUCCUCUUCAACAUGCUCGGAAGUGGAUUUUCUCUUGACAGGAGUGUAAUUGGAGAUGUUGUGGGUCAAUGUGGCUAUGAUCUGAACAAGAGUAUGGAUAAGCUGCUAAGUAUGUCCGCAUCAAUUUUGGGAAAGAGUGAUGAUAUUAUAAAUAUAGGCGACAAGAAAUCUGUGGGGAGUUCAGAUUGUGCAUCAGUUGCAUCAAAAGAGACAUCUUCAAUGACAGAUCCAGCCAUCCGUUCCAAAGCAAAUGAGAAGACUAAAAAUGGGCUCAACUUAUCUAUGAAGGAGCAGGAAAGGUAUGAGAUUCAAAAGGAAGUUCUGCAUGCAUUGUUUGAUGUACCUGCAACUUCAAGAUAUGAUGAUGUGGAUGAAGUGAUUCGUCCGGUGAAGGAAGUUGGGAAGUCUAGUCGAUUAAAUCUCGUUGUAGAUAAACCAUUACAGGAGACUUUAGAACGCCAGAUUCUUAUCAGGACACCACAAAGUGAUGCAAAAAAUGGUGAGGAGGAUGAAGAAAGCUACGAAGUUCUUCGGAAAGCUGUAAAGGAGUACUGGAUUACAAUGAAAGAGUACUAUAACGCGGCUUCUGAAGCAUUUUCCAAAGGAGAUCAUGAUAAGGCACGCAAAUUCCUGGAAGAGGGACAAUUUUUCAUGACGAAGGCACAAGUGACGGAUGAACAAUCCUCUCAAAAGCUUCUUGAAACCAGUUGCAGUUCCAGCAAAGAAAUUGUGACACUCGACCUUCACGAUUUGGAGCCAAAGGAUGCAGUGCGCUUACUAAAACUUCAGUUGACUUCUCUUUGUGGAUUCUCGUCUAUUCAAUAUCUCAAAAUCUUAGUUGGGAUCACUGCUGAAGAAGCCAAAGGUCCCCGGAAGCGUCUGGUACUUAAAUUUUUGGAGAGGGAUUCCAUACCAUGGACGGAGGAAGAAAAUGGCACAGUGCUUGUGAUAAGAGUGGAUGUUAUAGAUCCGAGGAAAAUGACUUUUGCUAAAAAAUCAACUGCCAGAGUCCGAUAAAUAUAUCACUGAAUAGAUAAUUGAUCUAAAGCAUGAAUUUUGUAUCAACUUGGAUCUUGUGAAAUGCUUCUGCAUUUUUCAUUACCACGAGGAACAACCUUGGCCUUGCUGCCAAAAAGACUUGUAUUUGAUCCUUUAAUUUUUCUUCUUAA